This is a messenger RNA of Lottia gigantea (owl limpet), 2076 nucleotides long. RefSeq lists its product as hypothetical. NCBI's taxonomy places the organism in Eukaryota, Metazoa, Mollusca, Gastropoda, Lottiidae. Bases 1 to 2076 code for a protein of 691 amino acids. Gene Ontology annotation, cellular component: mitochondrion. The transcript has 15 exons. The record is from RefSeq and is a predicted model, not a curated record. Gene Ontology annotation, molecular function: methylcrotonoyl-CoA carboxylase activity; ATP binding; metal ion binding.
AUGAAUUUCAGGAAUCUGCAAGGAAUAAGACAUGGGUCUACCAUACCUCACCAACCGAUAACUAAAGUAUUGAUAGCUAAUAGAGGAGAGAUAGCUUGUCGCGUCAUCAGAACAGCUCAGAGUCUGGGCAUUCGUAGUGUAGCUGUUUAUAGUGAGGCUGAUAGAAACUCUUUACAUGUUGCUAUGGCAGAUGAGGCAUAUUUUAUUGGUCCUCCACCAGCCAGUCAAAGUUAUUUAUGUCAAGAUAAAAUACUAGAAGUUGCAAAACAUUCUGGUGCUCAGGCAGUUCAUCCAGGUUAUGGUUUUCUAUCAGAGAAUACAGAGUUUGCUGAGUUAUGUGAGAAAGAAAACAUAAUAUUUAUUGGGCCACCUGCUUCUGCUAUUAGAGAUAUGGGUAUUAAAAGUACAUCAAAGGCUAUUAUGUCGAAAGCUGGUGUACCUAUAAUAGAAGGUUACCAUGGUGAGGACCAAUCAACUGAAAGAUUAAAACAAGAAGCUGAUAAAAUAGGUUAUCCUAUCAUGAUAAAAGCUGUCCGAGGUGGUGGGGGAAAGGGUAUGAGAAUAGCCAUGACAAAAAAUGACUUUGAUGAUCAAUUAGAAUCAGCUAAAACGGAGGCUAUGAAAUCUUUUGGUGAUCAGAUUAUGUUAUUGGAGAAGUAUGUUGAGACACCAAGACAUGUAGAAGUUCAGGUAUUUGGUGAUCGUCAUGGUAACUAUGUAUAUUUAUUUGAAAGAGAUUGUAGUGUACAGAGAAGACAUCAAAAAAUCAUUGAAGAGGCACCUGCUCCUGGACUAAGUGAAGAAGUAAGGAGAUCUAUAGGAGAAGCUGCAGUAAGAGCAGCUGAAGCUGUUAAUUAUGUUGGUGCAGGUACUGUAGAGUUUAUAAUGGAUAAACACCAGAAGUUUUAUUUUAUGGAGAUGAAUACCAGAUUACAAGUUGAACAUCCUGUAACUGAGAUGAUAACUGGUACAGAUCUCGUGGAAUGGCAACUCAGGGUUGCUGCAGGAGAAAAAAUACCUAAAACUCAGAAAGAACUCAAGUUGAAAGGUCAUGCAUUUGAAGCUAGAAUAUAUGCAGAAGAUCCCAACUCUAAUUUUAUGCCUGGGGCAGGUCCUCUCUUACAUCUAUCUACACCUAAUCCUACUGAUGACAUUAGAAUAGAGACAGGGGUUAGACAAGGAGAUGAAGUAUCAGUGUUCUAUGAUCCUAUGAUAGCUAAACUAGUAGUAUGGUCUGAAGACAGGCAAUCAGCAUUACAGAGAACAAUAGCAGCUUUAAAACAAUAUCAGGUAGUUGGUCUAAGCACCAACAUCCAGUUUCUAUUAGACUUAGCCAACCAUAAAGAGUUUCAAGCAGGAAAUGUUAAUACAGAUUUUAUACCACAAUAUUCUAAAGAAUUAUUUCCAGACCAACCUUUGACCUCACAGGCUAUAUGUCAAGCUGCUCUAACUAUGAUAUUAAAUAAACAAGAUCAGUUAUAUCGCACCAGUAUUGAUUCUCUAGAUCCCUACUCACCAUUCUCCUGGUCUACUGGUAUGAGAGUUAAUGAAAAUAGAACACAAACAGUUUCAUUAUUUGAUGGAGAUAAUGAAAUAUCAGUAGAGAUCAUACAGUAUUCUAACAGUGAGUUUGAGAUCAAGACACCUGAUGGCAGUAUACAUGAAGUAACUGGUGAGAUAGAGAAUAGUGGUGAUAAAUUAGAACUAACGUGUUUUAUUGAUGGUAUUAAAUCAUCAUCUUCUAUAGUUAUUAAUGGUAACUCUCUACAUCUCUUCUCAGGGACUGGAAAUCGUGAAUUAAAACUUCCAGUACCUAAAUACAUGGAAUCUAAGAUAGGAGGAGGGGCAGCAGGAGAUGCUGUAGCACCAAUGCCAGGUGUUAUAGAACGUGUAUCAGUAAAAGAAGGAUCUAGGGUAGAACAAGGAGAUCCUGUAGUAGUUAUGAUUGCCAUGAAAAUGGAGUAUGUUAUAAGAGCACCUAAAUCAGGAGUAGUAGAGAAAAUAGUACAUCAAGUUGGUGAAACAGUAUCUAAAGGGACAUUACUCAUACAUUUAAAAGAAGAUAGUGAAUCAUAA